AUGAACUUUUUACGAUUGCUAACUAAUGAAAAGCCAAGGGGCGAUGAGGAAAAUGCAGAUAAUAAAGAUGAUAAUGCAAAUAAAGAUGGUAAUGUAAAUAAAGAUGAUAAUGCAAAUAAAGAUGAUAAUACAAAUAAAGAUGAUAAUGCAAAUAAAGAUGAAAAUGUAAAUAAAGAUGAAAAUGUAAAUAAUAAAGAUGAUAAUGUAAAUAAUAAAGAUGAUAAUGUAAAAAAUGAAAUUCCAAACAAUAGUUCAAUAGUAGAUAAUAGCAUAAAAGAAAAAUGUGAGUCACAAAAUGAAAUAAAUGACGAAACAAAUUACGAAAUAAAUGCCGAAAUAAAUGAUGAAAAAAGGUUAAUAAAAGAUAAUAUAACAACUUUUUCGAACAAUAAACCCCCCUUUUCUGACAAUUUAAAUUAUAAAACAGAUAAUGAUCGGGUUGGAGAAAAAAGAAAAUUAAAUAACAGAUUUAUAGAUCAUAAUAAUGAAGAUAAAUUAUCAGAAGAUGAGGAAGAAAAAGAUUUUGAAUAUUAUUAUAAAAAAACAAUAGAUUUUAUAAAUACAGAAUUUUUUGAAACAAAUGAUGAAAUAAAAGAUAUAUUAAAUAUUUCAGAAUCAGAUUCAAAAUCUUCAUCUGAUAUUAAUAAAAUUAAUAUUACUCAUGAUAAUAAUUCACCCAAUAAAUAUGUUCUUGAAAAAAUGCCAUUUUGUAAAUUAAUUAAUUUUGAAAAAAAUAUUUCAACGGAAAGACAAAGGGUUUUAAAUUAUUAUAAUGAAGAUCGAAAACAAAUUUAUGAAAGUAGCAUAAAUAAAGAAAGACAAUUUUCUCAUAUUUUUCAAAAUACAGAAAAAUAUUAUGAUGCAAAAGAAAUAUUAGCAUUUUUACUUCCAUAUCACACUUUUUAUCUCGAUCAUAUUAAUAUUGAUGAGGAUGAUGAGGACAUAGAAUUAAUAAAUAAUACAGAAAACGAAAUUAAAGAAAUCGAACAAUCCAUUAACGAAAUGAAACAAUCUUUUGUCGCCUAUGUUAACCCAUCAAUUGUUUGGAGCCUCGGUCGAAUUGCAGACAGAACGAACCAUCGAUAUAAGAAAUGCAGAAAGAUAUGUGAAUAA
This is a messenger RNA of Plasmodium yoelii, 1113 nucleotides long. Its product is annotated as conserved Plasmodium protein, unknown function. NCBI's taxonomy places the organism in Eukaryota, Apicomplexa, Aconoidasida, Haemosporida, Plasmodiidae. Bases 1 to 1113 code for a protein of 370 amino acids. The transcript is spliced from 2 exons. The record is from RefSeq and is a predicted model, not a curated record.